CUUCAUUGUAGGAAAAACUUCAUUCUCAAAACCCUUCCAGUCACUAACCGUGGUCACCAGCUUGUCGGUGCCUCAUGCAUUGAAGAAUUCCAAUCCCAGUUCAUUUUUGUCCAGGUAGUUGUGGUCCACUGUGCUCAUGCUAAUUGCCUGACUCACCUGCCGGUGACUCAGGCACUCUCCUUUAAAGCAGCCUUGGGUCCAGAGCAGCGUGAAUGCUCAGGGCGGAAGCCAUGGCUCCCGGAUUCCACUUCUGGGUCCUGGUCUGCUGGUCAGUGCUAACUAUGGCAGAAGGACAAGAUGUAGUGACCCCUCCUGGCAGCUCGCCAAGCAAUGGGAACCCUACAGACUGUCAAAUCUUCACACUCACCCCUCCGCCCACAACAGGGAGGCCUACCGUAACAAGGGCCCAACUCAACCCAAGGAUGCCCCUGUGGACUUGGACUUAUUUUCUGCAAAGGCCUGGCUUCUACCUGAGGCUUCCUAACAGACCUUCUUUCCUUCCAAACUACAACUACGGCGGGCGGUACCUCGGAGGAGGACGGUUCCAGGGCGGAAGCUCAUCUGAGGAAAGCACGGAGAAAUGAGAAGCCCAAACACAUGGAAGCAAAAGAAUCGACGCCUCUGAAAAAGACGAUGAAGCUUUCUCUCUCCAGUCUAAAAUCCCCGCAUUAGAAGACU
Messenger RNA from Chionomys nivalis (European snow vole), 678 nucleotides. RefSeq names its product odontogenesis associated phosphoprotein (gene Odaph). The transcript is spliced from 3 exons. Lineage: Eukaryota; Metazoa; Chordata; Mammalia; Rodentia; Cricetidae. The record is from RefSeq and is a predicted model, not a curated record. Gene Ontology annotation, biological process: positive regulation of enamel mineralization. Bases 213 to 584 code for a protein of 123 amino acids.